This is a messenger RNA of Monomorium pharaonis (pharaoh ant), 1861 nucleotides long. RefSeq names its product lipid storage droplets surface-binding protein 2. The transcript has 4 exons. Gene Ontology annotation, cellular component: lipid droplet; cytosol. Bases 509 to 1348 code for a protein of 279 amino acids. Lineage: Eukaryota; Metazoa; Arthropoda; Insecta; Hymenoptera; Formicidae. The record is from RefSeq and is a predicted model, not a curated record. Gene Ontology annotation, biological process: positive regulation of triglyceride storage; lipid storage.
GUUGGCAACACUGUAUCGAGCAUUUGACAGUAGCGACGUAAUCUGACAGACAAUUAUUUCUGCUGAAUAUGAUGAAAAAUUACAGCCAACGGAGCAACCUCGCUGGCAGUACGUAAACAUAUAUAAAUAAAUGAACUUGCAAUCGCCCGUCUGAGUAAACAAAUUUCGUAGUGAAAUGAGUCAGGGAUCAAGGUACAACCGCUACGGUGCUUGAAGAGAGAGAUAGCGGGAGAAGAGAGAAACAGAGAGAAAAGAAUAAAAGAAAGAGAGAGUAACAGAGAGGGAGAAAUACAAAGCCGUAGGGUAGCUGAAGGGAAGUUGGCGUCCAGUCGCAACGAUUGCGUCGAGUAAGUGUUAAAUGAUUGAUUUUGCUUUAUCGUGUCACAUCAAUCGGACCACCUGUCAAUUCACGGCCUUGGCAUUGAUCUUGAAGCGCAUUGUGCAGUCACAGGAAGUAAGAGGUUAUUUGUCUUAUCCAUGAGAAAGAGACCUCGAUUUAAUCACAGACAUGGAUAUGGAACUUUCAGAUCAGUGUUAUCGAAUUCAAGCUGUCAAUCGCGCACGUAAAAUACCCAGCGUGAAUUACUUGUGGGAUAAGUCUACAGAGGUAUAUGAACGGGUUAAAGGCACAAACACAUUUGUAAAUUGGGCUUUUGACACCGUUGAAAGUGUGGUGAAUACGAUGAUCGAGAAGUCCAUGCCGGUCGCUCGAUUGAUGGAGAAACCAAUUUAUACGUUGGAUAAAACACUGUGCCAGGGCAUUGAUUUUGUAGAAGUAAAUCUACCAAUAAUUAAAGAAGAACCUAAACAGAUAUUAAAUCGCACUAAAUCUAUAGUAUCUGAACGUCUCCGUCCUGCAGUGAAAACUUUUACUGAUUUAAAACAAGAAACCAAGCAGAGAGUAAGGGUUAUGACUUUACUCACGUAUUACAAGGUUCAUUACUUACGUAUCUAUAGUUGGCAACAAGCCGACAAGGUCAUGUCAACUGAAACGGGUAUCAAUAUUUUAAAGACUGUUGACAAUACUACUGAUUUUGCUGAAGUUAUGCUAGACAAAUAUUUACCUCCACCAGAGGAAGAAACUCAUGAUGAUACAGAGCGAUUAUGUAGUGAACACGUCAAACUGCAUCAUACUAUGGAAAGACUGAGCGAAUUCAGUACUCGAGCGUAUAGACGUAUUUACUACGCAUUAAUGGAGAGGUUGCAACAUAUGUAUAAGAUAGAAAUACUUAUUUUGGUGUUACAUGCGCUUGUGGUUAUCCAGGCGAUCAAGUUUUUGGAAACGGUAAUGAGUUUUAUUUUUAAAUUAUUCAGUGACUGCCUUUUUUCGUCUAGAGACACGCUCUAGUCCGUUCUAAUCAGAUGCAAUAACAUUUAAGAAAUCAAACUAUUUUUAUCACUUUUACAUGGAAAUUAUUCCUAAAACGAGUAUAUUUUACUUGCAAACUGCUAAUUUUACUUAAUACGAACGUCGUGAAACAUGUGACUAUCCAUGGAAUAAUUUCUAAUUUUACGGUUCAAAAUGAAAUUAAAAAGAAGAAGCAGUACUCAGCUAUGAUAUAUGGCGACGUUCUCAAGAGACUUGCACAUUUCUGACUUUUUAAAUAAUCUCUUAACUGUUAUUUGUUAAGAACACACAUAGUAAUUCAAUUAUUUUUAAGAAGAAAAUCUCCACUCUCUAUGUGUAUUAACUUUAUAGAGAUAAUCUCCUUUAUAAAUAUACAGGAUGUUUCAAAGCUUUCUUUUAAUCGUAAAUAUUAAAAUUUUUAUACAUACACAGUGUGUGUGUAUGUAUAUAUAUAUAACGUUUUAAUUUUAAUUGAAACUUAAUAAACUAAAUAUUAAUGUUUUAUCAAAAAAA